Molecule: messenger RNA, 1752 nt
Organism: Syzygium oleosum
Lineage: Eukaryota; Viridiplantae; Streptophyta; Magnoliopsida; Myrtales; Myrtaceae
Product: F-box protein At5g03100-like
Exons: 3
Coding region: 16-1497 (493 amino acids)
Molecular function (GO): protein binding
Source: RefSeq, a predicted model, not a curated record
CCUAGCGAUCUCAUCAUGGCGGAGACCUCCGCCCACGGCGCCAUCCGCCUCGAAUCCUCCAGCGGCGACCCUCGGAAUCGCGCCAAAAGAAGCCGACCUCCUCCUCCUAUGGGCGCUAGGGAUCUCAUCAGUGACUUGCCAGACGCCGUGAUCCACCACAUCUUCUCCUUCCUGCCCCUCGAAGACGUCGUCAAGACCGGCGUCCUCUCCAAGCGCUGGCAGUCCACCUGGACCACCACCGCCCACCUCGUCUUCGACGACCUGCGGCCUCGCGAUCUCGAAACCUACUACCCGGACUUCCCGUCCCUCGUCGACAGCGUCCUGAUCCGGUGCACCUCGCCCGCGGUGAAGAGGUUCCACAUCACCAUCUCGAAGCACUACGAGGCCUACUGGCCCAAGUUCGAUCUCUGGCUCCGCUUCGCGGAGGGGCGCCGCGUGGAGGAUCUCCGCCUACGUCUUGAUGCCCAGCAGGAGUGCUUUUAUAAGCUGCCGCGGUUCUUGUACUGCUUGAGUCGGUUGGUGCGCCUGGAGGUCUGGAGCUGCUUUCUUUCGUUGGGUACUGCUGUUAGGUGGCCUUGUCUCAAGGUCUUGUUGUUAGGAUGUGCGGAGAUGAGUGAUGAUAUCCUGGAGGGAAUUGUCAGGGGAAGUCCUGUUCUAGAGUCCCUUGAGUUGAACUAUUGCGGGGGCGUGAAGAACAUUAUAAUACAUUCGACAAGUGUGAAACAGUUAAUACUUGUCGACGGCGGGUUUUCUGACUUGGAGAAAAUUUGGGCCCCGCAUUUGCUGUCCCUGCGGGUAUCAGGGAUUUGGUGUCUUCAUUCCAUGUUCAGACUUGACGACAUAUCUUCUUUGGUGGAAGCCGACUUAGAUUUUUGGGUGUCUGGUGACGGGAUAGGCCGCGACUUGUUAAAGGAACUUCUUGAGAAGCUGCGCGGAGUUUCUACUAUCACCAUUGGCCAUUGGUGUUUGCAGGUUCUGUCCGCUUUGGAGAUAGAAGGAGUGUCAUCUCCAUUGUCAAAAUGUCAGAAUCUAAUACUACACGCACCGGUUAGUCAAUGGGAACUUCCUAGGAUAGCAUACAUACUACGAAGUUCACAGUGCCUGGAAAAAUUAGCCAUACACCUGACUUGCUCUUGCAUAUUUAAGUUUAAGCUUGACGAAGAAUCUACAGAACGUUUUAAUGAAGAUCUUUUGUCAUGGAAGGGGAACUUCCAAUGUUUGGCGAAACAUCUCAAGAGGGUGGAGAUCAUCGGUUUUGCUGUGAGUUUGGGGUCGAAACAUCUGCUCGCCCUGAUUAAGUUUCUUCUUGGUGAUGCACUCGUGCUGGAGAAGAUGAUUAUUAAGGUUGAUUUACAUGCACAACGUGGACAAAAACAUCUUGAAGCAGCUGAUCUUUCCAAACUACUUGGUGUGUACCUAGAUGUGCUCAGCUAUCAAAGAGCUUCCCAAAAUGCUGAAGUUAUCUUCAAUUAUUCUUUGGAAGAGGUGUCCUUUUAAAGUUUAAAAAGCAUAUGAAGAAGAUUUGGGUUUCUAAACUUGGACGAGCACUACACUGCUCAUUCUUGUUCACUCUCUUUUGAUAGUAGACUUACAAGAACUACAUGACAGUAUUGGGUUUUUAACAUGUACCUAAUUUACACUUCUUUCCAGUUUAGUUUAGUUGUAAAUAUGAACCUCCUGAGGAAAGAGGUUAAUAGUAGGUGUUUUUGAUUAUGGACAUAUGAAAGGGUGUUUUGGUUAAGAUAUUGCUAA